Carassius gibelio (silver crucian carp) is the source of this 2363-nucleotide messenger RNA. RefSeq names its product neutral cholesterol ester hydrolase 1a (gene nceh1a). Gene Ontology annotation, cellular component: membrane. Lineage: Eukaryota; Metazoa; Chordata; Actinopteri; Cypriniformes; Cyprinidae. Bases 131 to 1357 code for a protein of 408 amino acids. The transcript is spliced from 6 exons. Gene Ontology annotation, molecular function: carboxylic ester hydrolase activity. The record is from RefSeq and is a predicted model, not a curated record.
UGCCUUAGCUGUGAGACGUCCUCAAACAAGAAAUAGUGCAACAAUCCAGGUGCAACAGCUGAAUUUUCUCAUGACUUUUUGUGUUUGAGAGGUUAGAGCUGCUGAGAGAAAAGAAGAGAGACAUCACUUCAUGAUGAAGUUGCUUGGCGGUAUUACCUUAAUAUUAGCAAUAGCUGUUGCAUUUUACAUCUACAUCCCAUUGCCUAGGACCAUCUCAGAACCAUGGAAACUGAUGUUGUUGGAUGCCACAUUCCGAGGAGUUGUGAUGAUGGGAGACGUUGCUCACGCACUGGGUUUGAGCCAUAGAGUCCACGUUAUCAACUCUGCCAUUGUCAAUUUUGAGAGUCUGAUGCCGAUCACAAACCCAGAGAUCCAGAUUGAAGAUCUCCUGUUUGAUGACGUCCAUGUGCGUGUAUACCAGCCUCCUGGAAAGGACGGAGAGCUGAGGAGAGCAGUUAUGUUCAUCCAUGGAGGUGGAUGGGCCUUGUGUGCUCCAAAGUUGGGGUCAUAUGACAGUCUCUGCAGACAGAUGGCAGCUGAUCUGGGCGCAGUGGUUGUGACCGUGGAUUAUCGCAUGGCUCCUGAUGUGCACUUCCCAGUGCAGUAUGAUGAGUGUGUGAGGGCCGCUAAGCAUUUCCUGAGACCAGAAGUGCUGGAGAAGUAUUGGGUCGAUCCAGAGCGAGUAGCAGUGUGUGGAGACAGUGCUGGAGGAAACCUGGCUGCCGCAGUGGCUCAGCAUAUUGGAACAGACGAGUCUUCUACUGUGAAAUUCAAACUGCAGGUCUUGGUUUACCCAGUGCUUCAGGCACUAGACUUCAACACCGCUUCCUAUCAGCAGAACCACAAUGUUCCCAUCCUGUAUCGCAGGCUAAUGGUCCGUUUCUGGUUGGAGUACCUAGGUGCCGACCUUGACCUUGUGCCCUCCCUUAUGAUAAACAACCACACAGUCCAGGAACAAAACCUGAUGUCCUUGAUCCACUCAAAGCUGGACUGGCCCACUCUCCUCCCCAAACGAGCGAUCAAAAAUUACAAGCCUGUGUUUCCGGUGACAGGCUCUCCAGGUAUCUUAAAGGAUAUACCAGCGUUACUGGAUGCCAGAGCUGCUCCCUUACUGGCAGAGGACAAGGUUUUGCGUAUGGUGCCACGUGCUUACAUUAUGACCGGUGAGCAUGAUGUUUUGAGGGAUGAUGGGAUAAUGUAUGCACGCAGGCUGGAGCUGGCAGGGGUCUCGGUCACUAACGAACAUUACGAAGAUGGUUUUCAUGGCUGUGUGAGUGUUGCUUUCUGGCCCUGCUACUUCUCUGUGGGAAUAAGGGCAGUGCAAAAUUACAUCGCUUGGCUUGACAAACAUUUGUAGUUAUGUGUCUAUAAGAGAUUUCAUACAUUGUGAUGCAAUCUUUUGCAACACAACAGAGGAUUUAUACUGUACAUCGAGGAAAGGAAUGAAGUUUUGGAUGUUCUGCUAUUUUAAAAGAACUGUAUUAUGGAUUUCAAAUAAUGACUAACUCAUUUGUUUAUUUUUAAAACUAAUUUACUAAGAACCAAAUGAGGGGUUAGAAGAACCACAGAGGAAUUUCUCUUGAACUGAUUCUCAGUUCUGACUCCAUUAACAUACGCAAAAAAUAUGCACACAUUAUAUUCAGCAGUUAAAGAGAUUUUAAGAUUCUUGUCGAUUCAAAUUAUGCUAAAGUUGUUUUUGUGCUUGGCAAUACUAACACAUUAACAAAAAAAAAAAAAAAAAAACUCAUAUCACCAUGCAUUUCAAUUGUGUUAGACUUUCACUCCAAAGACCUGAAAUUAAUUUUAGCACAUUCCAACUGUGAAUAAAGUUGGAACAUGAAUUGAAGCUGCAAUAAAAUAAUAAUUAAAAAACUUUUUUUUAGUUAUUCUAGAAAAAAAAAAAAAAAAAAACCUUUUUUGGCAUUUAAAAUCCUCUCACACUUUUUCCACUUAAAACAGCAGCCUUUAGAUUGACUGUUUUAUGAUAAAAGUUGGAAGCAAAUAUGUUGUAGUUGUUUCUUUUGGAUAACUAAGGUCCUGAUAUAUGAUCAAAUAUCAAAAUGCAAUAGUUUGGUGCAAGAACGAUCAACUUUUCAGUAAUUGUAAGAUUAAUAGCUGUAGGCUAAUCAUUCCAAUUUACAUGAGGAAAUUGUCCUUAAAGCCAAAUAUUUGCAUUUUGAUUUGUGAAUGUGAAGUACAGCUAUUAAUAAAUUAUAACACUGUUGCCCUCUAGCGGUUAAACAUGAAUAUGAAAGGUCUUAAUCGUAUUUGCGUUGUAUUAUCCACAACACACACACACACACACACAACACAUGACGCAACACCCAGUUUUGAAAAACAAGAAAUAAAAAACUAUAAUUUAU